Benincasa hispida (wax gourd) is the source of this 1364-nucleotide messenger RNA. RefSeq lists its product as uncharacterized. The record is from RefSeq and is a predicted model, not a curated record. Lineage: Eukaryota; Viridiplantae; Streptophyta; Magnoliopsida; Cucurbitales; Cucurbitaceae.
UCACCAUUCAUCACACGGCAGAACGGUUCUGCUUCUUAUCGUCUCUCUGGUAGACUAUUUGCCGCCGUUAAACUGGGUUCCGAACGCCGUCCGUCCGGCGACGGAAAAUCUGAGAGUCCUGACGACUUCGAAGCUCUCGAUCUCCUCUUCCGGUGACUGAGGUAUAACAAGAGGAGUACCAUAGAGUACCAUAUUUACUCUUUGAUUCAUAUUUAGGAACGAUGCCGAACCCUAGGUCUCACCGGAAGGGGAAACUUGCGGAGAAGUCGUCGUCAUUCCAUGGAGAGAGUCCGACGAAGACGACGAUGACGCUCCGGAGGCCGAAGACGGAUCCGGAGUUGUUGUCCUACAAGAAUCUAGGUUUAUCGGCGCCGUCGCUUGAUGGACGGCCGAAGAUGACAAGAUUGCUUCUUAACGUGACGAUUCAAGGCAGUCUAGGACCAGUACAUGUGUUGAUAUCGCCGGAGAUGACCGUCGCUGAUCUUGUGUCGGCGACCGUCCGCCAAUACUUGAAAGAAGGCCGCCGGCCGAUUUUGCCUACUGCAGAUCCUUCCGCCUUCGAUCUUCAUUAUUCGCAAUUCAGCUUAGAAAGUUUAGACAAGGAAGAGAAGCUCAUCGCCUUAGGAUCUAGAAACUUCUUUCUGUGCCCUAGAAAAUCAGAGGAUAAUAACGAUUUAAUAGCUUCUUCAUCGUCUUCCUGCUCAAAAGAAGCCAAAGAAAGCGCGAAGAGCUCCGGCAGUUUCAGUUGGUUCAAAUUCAUCGAUUUCCGGAUUUAGAAAUCGCCAUAAAUCGAAUCGAUUCAUUAUAUUCAAUCCACUACUGUGAAAAUUCGUCUUCAAAUUCUCUAAGCCAUAUAAGUUUUCGAAUUAUCUUCAAAUUUGCAAUAUCAGAACUCGAUCGAGCAAAGAAAAGAGAAGGUUUCUGCUACUCUGUUCUUCGUUUGCUUGCUCUGGAUCGAUACAGGGGAAGAUUUCAAUAUGUACAUAUUAUAGUUUUGGAAGAUCCGCUUGGUUGAAUACAAAUUACGUGAAAUUUUUUGUUGAAUUCACAAAUCAUUUUCUCAUAUUCUGAAAGUUUCAGAUUCAAUGAACAAAGCCGUGGCAGGGAAAAUCCUGAGAUUCCGUGAUGAGUUUGGAAACUUCGUGAAAUAAAGAGUGAUGAAAAGAGAAAGACGGUUUACUUCAUAUGGGAAGAGCGACGUUUGUGAAGAACUGUAUUGUAAAGUUCAAUGUUUCCACCAACUUUCGGAUAUUAUUUUUUCAAUAUUUAAAUUUUGAAUCGCACGUAUUAUUAUUAUUAUAUUGUGGCUUGUGAUCAAAUCUGAACUAAUCUAUUUAAAUCAUGAAGUUGGGUAAUUGUAUCAA